GAGCUCGAGGAGGAGCGGAAUGCGGCAGCGACGGCCGCAAGCGAGACAAUGUCGAUGAUCCUUCGCCUACAGCGCGAAAAGGCCGAGGUGCAAAUGGAGGCGCGCCAGUUCCGUAGAUUCGCAGAGGAGAAGAUGGCGCACGACGGCCGCGAGAUUGCUGAGCUCGAUGAUCUCCUUUUCAAGCGUGAGCAGCAGGCGCAGGCUCUUUCCUGCGAAGUUCGCGCUUAUAAGAACCGAUUAUUAAGUCUCGGUUUCAAUAUCGGAGGCGAUCCUGUAGUCUUCAAUUCUGACGGCGAGGAAGGAGAAUCUGAUAUCCCAGGUGACGUCCGCUAUCCUCCCUUGCGCUGUGGUGUG
Phalaenopsis equestris is the source of this 354-nucleotide messenger RNA. RefSeq names its product myosin-binding protein 7-like. The record is from RefSeq and is a predicted model, not a curated record. Lineage: Eukaryota; Viridiplantae; Streptophyta; Magnoliopsida; Asparagales; Orchidaceae. The annotation marks the transcript as partial. The transcript has a single exon.